AUGGGCUUAACUGAAAGCGUCACGGCGAUUCCCAUUACGGACGCUUCAAAUGACGUUACUCUCAAUGAAAAUACGCAGCCUUAUAAUCCCAAAAUUCAAGGCAGUUUAGUGGAACUUUCUGAAUAUACGCCUGAAGAAAAUUCUAAUCAACCUAUUAACACUAAGAUAAUGAAUAAUGGAGAGGGUUUUGUAGCAAAGGAAGCGGAAAAUGAGGUGGAGGAGGAAUCUGACAUACCUGUCUCAGUUUCUUUAUCGUCAGAUGAAGGUGGAAGCGAUGACGAAAUUUCAUCAAGCUUCAGUGACAGUUCCAGCUCUUCAAGUGGUAGUUUAUCAAGUGAUUCCGAGAGCAGUGGAAGUGAGAGUUCCCGGCAUCUAUCUGCUGUGGAACGACGGAAGUCUUUUGGAGAAAGAGAUCCAUUUAUGGAUGAGAAUGAGGUUCUUUUUGAUGGUGACGAAAUAAACAUUCCAGUACAAAGAGUUUCCUCUAAGAGAUAUAAGAGAAGUUCAAUAAGUCGAAAAUCACAUACUUCUAACGAUGUCGAACUUGUUAAAACUGACUCGAUACAGGACUCACCGUCAAAUUACUGCUCUAAACAGAGUACAUCAGUUCGUAAUCGUUGUCAGGACUCGUUGCGUAGUCUGGAUGAACAUGAUCAACAUCGUCUUCCUCGAUCAGGCUCCCUUCCAUCAAUUAUCUCUCUUAAACUCCAUGAAGAGGAUCUGGAUGAAUCAAUUGAAUCUGGUCUCGAGGCUUCUAAGGCCGAUUCGAGCUCUCGAAAUAAUUCAGUAUUAUCUCAGAAGAUUAAAUCUGCACAAAGGCGAAGAAUACAUGAGGAGGAGGAGGUAAAUAAAACUGCUGCAAAUCUGGAGGGGACAGACAGUUUGAGUGUGACCAGGUUGUCUGCUCCUGCUGCAGAUUCUCGACCUCCAGUUCAAAAGCCCGUAAAAUUUACCUCCAGUGCUAAAUUAGACAUGUUCCUUGCCAAUAAAGCUAUUGAAGAUGAAACGAAAGGAAAAAUAGUCUUACAAGAUUCCCCUUCUUCACCUCUUCCUAAUGGAAUACUUCAAUCUCCUAUUGGAAAGACUUACCUUAUCCCAAGAAUUCAGACCCAGAUUCUUCCUAGACAGACAAAUUGCAAAAUAUUUCAUAUUGAUCAAAAGGAAGAGGAGCAACAGAAAGUUGGAAUGUCUUCAACGCCACUUAGUCUACCACGUCCUAAGAGUUUAGUGGCUUCUGGUAUAUCUACGGAUUCCAUUAGACGAAAUUCUGAAAUUAUUCAGCUGAAUGAAUCUCAGAAGUUGGCUACGUCAUCUAUGCCUUACUCACCCUCACAAUUUUACUCGGUUGAUUCUACUCCACGCACUACUAGGCCAGUUUAUAGCCCAGCGUCCUCAAUGAAAAGUCGAUUCAGUGAUGCACAAGAUGACUUCAGCGAACGAUCUCACACUACCAAUGGAAGCAGUACCAGCAAACGUUACGUUUUCCCCGAUGGCAUUGUUUUCCAUACGAGUGGAUCUUAUAACAGCACCUCCAUGAUAAAUAUCCCCCCAAGUACCUCCUCUAUUCAUCGCACUGACGCACGAAGAUCUCGACCUAAGAUAAUUCCCGUUUCAUCGACCUCCAAAACAAGAUCCCUUGCACCAAAUCACAAUUUACAGCCACAAUACCGCCAUCAUCAUCAUCGCCUUAGCGAAGGAGCAAUAACUAGCUUGAAUCGCACGGAUACAGGCAUCAACUUUGAAAUUCCAAUCCAAGCAAAUUUAAAUGGAGAUGAGAGACCUGUUGAAAUUCAAGACACCUCGAUGCCAGCUCAUAAAAAGUCGAUUUUAGCUAAUCGUGGUCAUCAAACACGACCUAGAUCGUUCAUGGAUAUACAACCAACCACUCAGCUAUCUCCUCUCACUUCUACGCCAAUUGCAAGAAAUGGAAGCACAGGAAAGACCGUUUUCAGAACGUCUUCAUCUCUCCCACCGAUCUCACAAACCUCUUGUUCCCAGGAUAAUCGAAAUAAUUGUGCUUUAACUCCAAGUACAAAAGUUCGCUACAGGAGUUUCGCCCACAAGGAUAAGAAGGGUGAGGAAAAUGGUUGCGUACAUACACGUGCCGGCUCGAGAACACGUUUCAGUACCAGUUUGCAGGUCAUCGACGCCGACGAAUAUGAUCGACGAUCAGAAAAGACAUGGGUCAAACUUACCCCAUCAGAUAAGGCAUCUAUUCGGGAAGAGCUGAAUCUCUACAAGUCAAACGAAAUGAAAGUCCAUGAAGACAGCCGCCAAUUCACCAGGUUUUAA
Messenger RNA from Rodentolepis nana, 2292 nucleotides. NCBI's taxonomy places the organism in Eukaryota, Metazoa, Platyhelminthes, Cestoda, Cyclophyllidea, Hymenolepididae. The record is from the annotation of a GenBank genome assembly.